AUGACCUUUGGGCCAAACACAGUACAGCGUCUUAACCAACAACUCAGAUUCGUUUCCUCUUCGAAUCCAUCCACCAUGUCUUCCGCGUACACUCCUCGUCUCAUCGGCGCUGCCAAUACCCUUGAGCAUCGCGUCUUCAUCGAGCAGAAUGGCUCCGUCGUCUCAAGCUUCCACGACAUACCUCUCUUCGCCGACCAGAGCAAUGGCAUCCUCAACAUGAUCGUCGAGGUCCCCCGCUGGACCAACGCAAAAAUGGAAAUCUCCAAGGAGGAGCCCUUCAAUCCCAUCAAGCAGGAUAUUAAGCGUGGCAAGCUUCGCUACGUGAGGAACUGUUUCCCUCACCACGGCUACAUCUGGAACUACGGCGCCUUCCCCCAGACCUGGGAGGACCCCUCUCAACAGCACGCCGAGACCAAGGCCAAGGGUGACAAUGAUCCCCUUGAUGUCUGCGAGAUCGGCGAGCAGGUCGGUUACGUCGGCCAGGUCAAGCAGGUCAAGGUCCUCGGCAUCAUGGCUCUCCUCGACGAAGGUGAGACUGACUGGAAGGUCAUCGUCGUCGACGUGCUCGACCCCUUGGCUUCCAAGCUAAACGACAUCGAGGAUGUCGAAAGGCAUCUGCCUGGCCUCAUCCGAGCCACUAACGAAUGGUUCAGGAUCUACAAAAUUCCCGAUGGAAAGCCUGAAAACAUUUUCGCCUUUUCCGGCGAGGCCAAAAAUAAAAAGUACGCCACCGAGAUCAUUCACGAGUGCCACGAAGCCUGGCGCCGUUUGAUCACUGGUGAAUCUCCGGCCAAAACCCCGUCCUACGAUCUUUCUAUCCGUAAUAUUACCAUCGAAAAUUCGCCUGGCUUUGUCCGCAGGGACGACCCUUCCUACACCAGCCUCCCCCCUGCUUCAGGAAGGCCUGCUGCCCCCAUCGAUCCUUCUGUGUCCAAAUGGUUCUACAUUUCCUCUGCCCAAGUCUAA
This is a messenger RNA of Psilocybe cubensis, 966 nucleotides long. RefSeq lists its product as uncharacterized. The coding region runs from base 1 to 966 and encodes 321 amino acids. Gene Ontology annotation, molecular function: magnesium ion binding; inorganic diphosphate phosphatase activity. Gene Ontology annotation, cellular component: nucleus; cytoplasm. The transcript has 7 exons. The record is from RefSeq and is a predicted model, not a curated record. Gene Ontology annotation, biological process: phosphate-containing compound metabolic process. NCBI's taxonomy places the organism in Eukaryota, Fungi, Basidiomycota, Agaricomycetes, Agaricales, Agrocybaceae.